CCGCCGCUUGGGUGAGGUUAAGUGCUUGUUUGUUGACAAAUCGGUCAGAGAUUCGGGUGGUAGUGGCCGCUAAUGGAGCCCCAAAUUGAUGAAUUGCAAGUAAGUGGGCCCCUAGUCUAAGCAUGAGCGUGCUGGCGCUCCAGUUCGGGCAGUGCGGCAACCAGUUGGGGCACAGCCUCUUCCGGCUGCUAGAGGAGGACCAGCCGGGGCUGCACCGCUGGUUCGUGCCACAGGGGGGCGCCGAGUGGCGGCCCAGGGCUGUGCUGGUGGACACCGAAACCAAAGUGGUGGACGCCGUUAAGGGCAGCUUCCAGGGAGUGGGGGUGGUGGCGCCGCCCCUGGGCGGCUCUGCUAACAAUUGGGCCUGCGGCUACACCGAAACGGGGCCCCUGCUGGUGGAGGACGUGCUGAACUGCGUGCGAGUGGAGGCGGAGCGCUGCGACUUCCUGCUGUCGUUCCUGGGGCUGUUGAGCCUGGCGGGGGGCACGGGCUCGGGCGUGGGCAGCCGCGUCCUGGAGCAGCUGCGCCUUGACUACCCCAAAAAGACGCUCGUCAACUGCGUGGUGCUGCCGCACCCCACAGGCGAAAUCGCCACGCAGGGCUUCAACUGUCUCCUGAGCCUGGCCCGGAUGUACCCGCUGGCGCAAGCCACUGUGCUCCUGGGGAACGCGCCCAACCGGGCGCUGGCGCUCCAACUGGCCGCCCUUCUGCAGCCGCUGCCUGCCGUCAGCGUGGCGCAGCUUUGCGCCCAGCUGGCGCCCCAUCCAGGGCUGCGCCUCCUGCAGGUGCGCCCGCCCAGUGAGGACGCGCCCCACUACGCGCUGAAGCGAUUGAUGGCGGGGCCCAGCCAGAAAGUGGUGGCGCAGGCGCUGAUCCAGCGGGGCGACGCGCCGCUGCCUGCGGCGCUGCAGCGCCAGUUCGUCCAGAGCGUGGAGGGGGUGGACUGGGUGCCCCAGGCGCAGAUUGGGCGCAUCUGGAGGACGGACCGCGGGCUGCUGGGGCGCCCGCGCCUGUUGUCCAGGGUGUCAAAUAGCGGGGGGCUGGCGCCCCUUGACGCCCUGGUGUCGGACGCCUGGGGCGCCUUCACCCACGGCGCCUACGUCCAUCACUAUUCCAAGUUCGGCGUGGACGCCCAGUGGUUCCUGGACGCCUUCCAGGACGUCGAGGACGUCCUGGGCGCCUACCGGGCGCUUUGAUUGAUUAAAUUGUUGUUUUUCGGUGAAA
Messenger RNA from Dendroctonus ponderosae (mountain pine beetle), 1224 nucleotides. Its product is annotated as tubulin delta chain-like. The transcript has a single exon. Gene Ontology annotation, molecular function: structural constituent of cytoskeleton; GTP binding. Gene Ontology annotation, cellular component: microtubule; cytoplasm. The record is from RefSeq and is a predicted model, not a curated record. Gene Ontology annotation, biological process: mitotic cell cycle; microtubule cytoskeleton organization. Lineage: Eukaryota; Metazoa; Arthropoda; Insecta; Coleoptera; Curculionidae. The coding region runs from base 123 to 1196 and encodes 357 amino acids.